AUGCGCGCACCUUGGACUCCCCCGCAGGCGUACGAGAGCCGGCCCAUUGCCAUUCUGGGCGCUGGUGUGUUGGGUCGUCGCAUUGCAACUUGCUGGGUCUCCGCCGGAUGGACCGUCAAGAUGAGAGACCCUAGCGUCGAGCAGGGCGAAGCCGCCGUCAAGUUCGUUGAGGAGAAUGCGCCAUCAUAUGCUGAGAAGACUGGCCGCGCGCUGGGCAAAGCGGAGGCAUACGAGAAGCUGGAAGACGCUCUGGAGGACGCAUGGCUGGUCAUCGAGGCCGUCCCGGAGAAGCUCCCCAUCAAGAUCGACACGUUUGCCGAGCUGGAGCGCCUUGCGCCCAACGAUGCCAUCCUGGCCAGCAACUCUUCCUCGUACAAGUCGUCGGAAAUGCUCGACAAGGUCUCUGAUGACACCAAGGCCCGCAUCCUGAACACGCACUACUACAUGCCGCCGACGGCGAUGGCGGUCGAGCUGAUGACGGACGGAUACACUGCGGAAGAGAUCUUCCCUUUCCUGACGGAGAGGCACAGCGAGGCUGGACUGGUGCCCUUCACCGUGGCCAAGGAGUCGACGGGCUUCAUCUUCAACAGGCUGUGGGCUGCCAUCAAGCGCGAGAUCAUGACCAUCAUGGACGACGGCGUUGCCACGCCCGAGACUAUCGACGCCAUGUGGGCGACCAUGUUCGGCACGGAGAAGCCGCCGCCGUGCAGACUCAUGGACAGUGUCGGUCUUGACACUGUCGCUUUCAUCGAAGAGCACUACAUCAAGGAGCGCGGCCUCUCGGGCGAAAAGACGGUCGACUUCCUCCGCAAGAACUACAUCGACCAGGGCCGCCUGGGCAGCAAGUGCGCCAAGGGCGGCCUGCACCCGCCGGCGCCACCGGCGGCGACGACCAGCUCUGCCGCGGCGAAGCAAACCAGCGGCCCCCGCAUCCUCGCGCUCGACAUCGGCCUCUCCAGCGUGACGCACCCGGUCAAGAGCGCGGGCUCGGUGCUCGAGCUGAGCGCCGACGGCAAGAUCACGCGCGUGCUCGCCGAGCGCCAGUCGCUGCCCGACGGCAUCGACAUCAGCCCGGAGGGCGACCGCAUCUUCUGGACGUGCAUGGGCGACCCGGGCGUCAACGACGGGGCCGUCUACUCGGCGAAGCCCGACGGCAGCGACGUCAAGGAGAUUGUGCCGCGCGGCGCGGUCAACACGCCCAAGCAGCUGGUGGUGGACCCCGUGAACCGCAAGCUGUACUUCUGCGACCGCGAGGGCAUGCGCGUCUUCCGCUGCGGGUUUGACGGAUCGGAGCUGGAGAACAUAGUCAAGAACGGCGACUGGGAGAAGGACGACGAGGAUGUCUUCAAGUGGUGCGUCGGCAUCUCGGUCGCGCCGCAGAUGGGCAAGUUCUUUUGGACGCAAAAGGGCCCGUCCAAGGGCAACAAGGGCCGCAUUUUCUCGGCCGGCAUCGCCAUGCCGGCGGGCCAGACGGCAGAGACCAGAUCCGACAUCGAGGUCGUUGUCGACGCGCUGCCCGAGCCCAUCGACCUCGAGCUCGACGAGAAGUCCUUGACGCUGUACUGGACGGACCGCGGCGAGCUGCCCAGCGGCAACACGCUGAACAAGGUCGCGCUGACGGCGGAGGGCAAGGCGGCGGGCAAGCACGCCAUCCUGGCCAAGAACUUCAACGAGGCGAUUGGCUUGAAGAUUGACCAUGCGAAUGGCCAUAUCUACGUCGCGGAUUUGGGUGGCAGUGUCUAUCGCUGCAAGAUGGAUGGGUCGGAGAAGACGCGGCUGUUCUUGGAUGACGAGCGCGCGAUUACGGGCGUGGCGCUGUUGUUCUAG
Molecule: messenger RNA, 1827 nt
Organism: Aplosporella prunicola CBS 121167
Lineage: Eukaryota; Fungi; Ascomycota; Dothideomycetes; Botryosphaeriales; Aplosporellaceae
Exons: 3
Coding region: 1-1827 (608 amino acids)
Biological process (GO): fatty acid metabolic process
Molecular function (GO): NAD+ binding; oxidoreductase activity, acting on the CH-OH group of donors, NAD or NADP as acceptor
Source: RefSeq, a predicted model, not a curated record